Molecule: messenger RNA, 2070 nt
Organism: Athene cunicularia (burrowing owl)
Lineage: Eukaryota; Metazoa; Chordata; Aves; Strigiformes; Strigidae
Gene: ADGRF4
Product: adhesion G protein-coupled receptor F4
Exons: 7
Coding region: 1-2070 (689 amino acids)
Biological process (GO): G protein-coupled receptor signaling pathway; cell surface receptor signaling pathway
Cellular component (GO): membrane
Molecular function (GO): G protein-coupled receptor activity
Source: RefSeq, a predicted model, not a curated record
AUGGAUGUGAGGGUAGCCCCCUGCCUGCCCCUUUGGGCUGUGCACUUCUUCCUGGCCACGUCGUGCGCCACUUUGAGGGUACUUGGUCAGGAAUCAAAGACUGAUAAUCAGCAAGAUGGCUGUAUAAAUCUCUUUCCCUGUAAAGUCAGUGGAGCCAUUUGUAUUCAACCUUGUUCUCCCUCCUUCCAUGGGGAGACAAGCUUUGUCUGUGAAGACAGAAAGUGGCAAAUGCUGACAGAUGACUGUGCAAGCCUGGAUGUUCAGUCCCUUUUUCAGAGGAUUUCUGAACGUGAACUCCUUCCAAGCUCUGAAGGACAUGUUAGUGUUGCUGGAGGACACCUUUCUUCUGUAGGGGAAAGAAAUCCAGUGCAUGGGAAGCCUGGAGGUGGAGCAAAAUAUUUUGGUGCUGAUGAACAUGGGAAUAGUAACUGCCAAGCUGAUUUUUCAUGCAUCAUCCCAGAUAUCCUGUCUUCACCAGCCAUUCCAGGAAACAUUGCUGAUAUAGUGGAGUUGCUAAAGAAGAUUUCGCUGUUGUUAUCAGAGAAUGUCAAUAGGGGGAAAAUGCAGAGCUACAGCAGGAUAGCAAACCAUAUUCUGAACAGCUCUAUCAUUUCCAACUGGGCUUUUGUAAAGGACAGAAAUGCCAGUUCGGUAUUACUGGACUCAGUGAAUUUAUUUGCUGGGAAACUUCUUCUAAGGAACGGGUCGGAAAGUAUACAGGAGCACUUCAUCUCUACAAAAGGCUACAGCAUACAUAAAAAUACUUCUGGAAAGAGCUUUGAUUUUUCUAUGGGGUUCAAUAACACAGGCAGUAUCACUGGGCGAGUGGUCAUUCCAGAAGAAGAACUUCUGAAGUUACCGAAGACUUCCAAAGCCAUUAGCAUUGCAUUUCCAACGCUUGGAGCCAUUAUAGAAACCAACCAGUUGGACCCUGGUUUAGUGAAUGGAAUGGUGUUAUCGGUGUCUCUGCCAGAAGAGCUCCGGCAUAUUUUGCUCACCUUUGAAAAGAUGAAUAAACUGGAGAACAUCAAGGCUCAGUGUGUUGGGUGGCACUCUACUGAAAGGAGGUGGGAUAACAGGGCAUGCAAAAUGAAGUCAGACAACAUCAACAGUGUUGUUUGCGUCUGCAAGCAUCACCGUCGGACAUUCAAAUCCUUCUCCAUUUUGAUGUCCCCUACCAUGCUGCGAAAUGCAGUGCUGGAUUACAUUACACGUGUAGGGUUAGGCCUUUCCAUUUUCAGCUUGGUUCUCUGCCUUAUCAUCGAGACUGUUGUCUGGCAUCACGUUACAAAAACUGAAAUAACCUACAUGCGCCACUUUUGUUUGGUCAACAUUGCUACAUCGCUUCUCGUUGCUGAUGUUUUGUUCAUCUUAGCUGCUAUUGUGCACAAUACAGCCCUAAACUACCAGUUGUGUGUAGCAGCCACUUUUUUCCUUCACUUUUUCUAUCUUGCCCUUUUUUUUUGGAUGUUCACCCUGGGCCUCUUGAUUCUCUAUGGAUUAUUAUUAAUUUUUUUUAAGAUAGCGAGAUCUGUAUUCAUAGCUACAGCAUUCUCUAUUGGAUAUGGAUGUCCUUUGGUUAUAUCUAUUCUCACUGUUGCUAUUACUGAACCAAAAAAAGGAUAUUUAAGGAGUGGAGUCUGCUGGCUCAAUUGGUAUGAGACGAAAGCCCUUUUGGCCUUUGUUGUACCUGCUCUGAGCAUCAUUGUUGUGAAUGUGGUGGUGGUGGUAGUGGUUGUAGUGAAGACUGGGAGAUCCUCUGUUGGAGAAGGCUGCAAGUCACAAGAUUUGAGUAACAUGAUCCGAAUUAGCAAAAAUGUGGCCCUUCUGACACCUCUUCUGGGCCUAACCUGGGGUUUUGGAUUAGCAACAAUUGUCGACAGUCAUUCUCUGGCAUUCCAUGUUACGUUUGCACUACUGAAUGCCUUCCAGGGAUUCUUCAUCCUGUUGUUUGGGACACUCCUGGACAGAAAGACAAGAGAAGCCUUGAGGAUGAACUGCUUUUCAUCAAAGUUGAAGUGUAGUCUAGCAAAGGUAGAGAUUUUAUUUUUUUUUCCUUUAAUGGCUUAA